Molecule: messenger RNA, 827 nt
Organism: Amorphotheca resinae ATCC 22711
Lineage: Eukaryota; Fungi; Ascomycota; Leotiomycetes; Helotiales; Amorphothecaceae
Exons: 2
Coding region: 231-755 (174 amino acids)
Source: RefSeq, a predicted model, not a curated record
CAAUGACACAGCCCUACCAGGUACCUCGGUGCAACUCCCAUGCCAUAAUGUUUUCAACCCGCCUGUCACUGCGGUGAAUGGGAGAGAAAGAUAAGACCAUCUUGACUCAAUAAGUUCUCUUAUCACAUCAUGGAAUCUUAGGCAUCAGCGAAGUAUUUCUACUCGAACCUUCAGCCUCGCUGUGGCAGUCUGGCUACAGUAGCAGGACCUGCACAUCAACACUGGGACUAAUGUCAGCGGUCAAUCCAUUCUGCUGCAAUGGUCCCAUCCCCCGUUGCUUCACGCACAUCCUGUCACUAAUACCGGAGGACACAACCUAUACCCCCUUAUCCUCUUCCAGGUCCGCGAAUCCACUGAUAACUUCCUUCCUAAGUUCUACCGUCUGCUGUCUUGUCUACCCGGCUACUACACAAUUUGAGGCAUUAUUCCUCUCUUACUUCUCUAUGGUCUCCUUCCAGGUCAUCGUACAAGUCACGAAGCUGGUCUCCAGAAACGACAUCCACGAGGCGGUCUCGAAACGGUACUUUGUUCGGUACGGCAGCCGAUGCAUUUCUUCGGGGGGCCGCGAGAUUUUGAAGGGAAAACAGUGGAAGGAGAUUGCGAAGGAAGAAGCGGAUGAAUCAUUGAGACCUCCUGGAAGCGGGAUUGAAAUAGGGGAUGGAGAAACGUGGAUUGAAUUGGAUGGUACGGAGAAGUUGUGGUGCGAGACUCACAGGGCAUUUUUUGAGUUGAGAGUCUGGAUUAAGGACAGUUGACUGCAUGGUUCUUGCUGGGUUCUGUUAACUGGAAAUCUCGGAUGGCCGUUCAACUCCGGAUUUAACUUGCGG